UAAAUUGUUAACUAUCUUGUGCGUUGAGGAAAUAUUUUUACAUAUUAAUUAAUUUAUUUAUCACAUUAUCAUAUAAAUAGAUGCAUUUAUGAAUUAUCAAAAUAAAUCUUGUUAUCAGUACAAAUAUUUAUCAGUUGAUAAGUAAAAUAAAAACAGAUUAACAUAUGAUUAAAUAAGGGAACUCAGUAGACAAUUCAAUUAUUAUAUUGAACAUGAUUAUAAAUUACACAUUGAACAUUGAUAAAUUCUGUUAUCUCAUAGUCUUGACACUUUGUGUCAUUAACAUUAUUCAACCAAUUAUUAGUGAACAAGAUGUGAAUUGGGAUAUAACCUAUUUAUUGAAUCGUCGUUAUGAUAUAGCUCGUGCAGAUGAAGAUUUCCCUAUAAAAAUUCAACCACCAUCAGGAGAUUUAUUAUACAGUAUACCAGCAUUACGUUUAUUUCCACAAUCAAAACUACCAAAUGAUACAUUCUUUAUUCAUUUAAUAUUUAAACCAAAUAAAACAGCUAUUCAACAUGGUUUAUAUCUAUUCAGUAUACGUGAUCCAGAUAAUAUUUUAAGGCUUGGAUUGAAAAUUGCUGAAUAUACUACAUAUCAAGUCAUUUUCACGUAUAAUCCGCUAUCGUUUGAUGGUAAUCCAAAAGAAGUGGAAUUCUCUAUACCAUGGAAUGAUGAUUAUUGGCAUUUGGGAAUAUUAAUUAAACCGGACAAAAUUGAUUUCUAUACAUCAUGUGAAGAGACACAAAGAGUUGCUUAUCACUUUUAUCCAAUUCAAGGUUUACUUGGAGAACCAUUAUUUCGUGAAGGUGCAACAUUCUAUGCAUUAAAUAGUGGUUUAUCAAAUGCAUCAGAAUAUUUUGAGGGAUUUCUGAAAGCAUUUAGUUUCCAUUCAGACGAAAAUGCUGUUAAAUAUAUGUGUACUAAAGCAGAGAAUUAUGAAGGUAGUGGAGAAGCAGAUCGUUUUAAAUAUGAUCCAGAAUUUGGAAAUGUUUUAAUUACUAGUUCAAUACAAGAUGAUGAAGAGAGACCUGAGGAAAUGGAUUUAACUUCUCCAGAUAAAACUGAACUAAUAGCCAAUGCUAGUUCAUGUGCAUGUAUCGAAGAUUUAUUUCGACGGGGCCUUCUGAGAUUGAAAGGAGAAAAGGGAGAUCGUGGUGAUGUGGGACCUAUGGGACCCCAAGGACCUCCGGGUACCUGUCCUGCAACUUGCGCAUCUGAUGCGCCUACUGCUUUGCAAGGACCUAAAGGUGACACUGGCCCUCCUGGCGUUUGCACAAUUGAACAGUGCAAAGAAGCUGCAAUACCUGGACCGCAAGGACCUCCAGGAGAAAAAGGUGAUAAAGGUGAUCCAGGAGUAGUUGAUCUUACUGACGAUAAAUCACUUUCUGUGGUGAAACAAGCUAUCCAAGAUUUUAUAUUACAACCAGAGAUUCAAAAACAAUUUCGUGGACCAAAAGGUGAUCCAGGUGAAUGUUCAUGUUUAAGUGAUGCAGCAGAUAAUAAUACACCAAUGAAAAAAUAUUCAUCAAAUAAUAAACAUUAUGAUUAUAAUAAUGGCAAUGGGAAUGGGAAUGGCAAUAAUAAUAUUAAUGCUGAAAUUGCUGGUUAUGGUGCAAUGGUAUUAGAUACUGAAAUGGAUUUGAGUAAAGUAUCCCAUGCUUUUCCUAUUGGUACUAUGGUUUAUAUUAAAGAAGCGGAUACAUUUUAUUUAAAGACAAUUGAACAGACCAAUACAUGGCGUAUAAUAAGUCUGCAUUCAAAAGCAGAUGCAAUUAGUUUACCUAUCCCAAAAUCUACACCAGCUCCUGUAUUCGAACCACAAUAUUUUCCAGUUUUAAAAGGAAAGAAACUUUAUCUAAUUGCACAAAAUGAACCAUUACGUGGUGAUUUAAAGCUUGGUGAUCGAAUGACUGGUGCACAUGCUGGAUCAAUAUUUGCCUGUCAACGUGCAGCAAAUCUUAAAGGUUUAGGAAGAGCAUUCUAUCCAUUAUUAAGUACAGAUAUGUUCAAUAUGGAUUAUGUUGUACCACCAACGUAUAGAUAUGGUAUUCCACUAGUCAACUUAUACGGUGAAGUAUUGUUUGAUGAUUUUAUGAGUCUUAUUGAAGGACGAUCGAGGCCUCAAGCAAAAUUAUUAAACUUUGAUGGAGUUGAUAUUACAGAUGAUGUUAUAGCACCUUGUUUAUGGAUUGGUCAAAAACCAAUUUACUUAAAUGGUGAUUACGAGUAUGCAGCACAAUCAAAAUGUCGUAAUUGGCAGUCAACAUAUCCUGGUGAAAAUGGUUUAGCCGUUUCACUGCCAAUUGUUGAUAAUGCACCAGGAUUAUUUUCUAAACAAAAUUUCAAGUUAAUGUCAUGUUCAAAAUUCUGUCGAAUGUUGUGCAUACAAAUUACACCAUCAGAUAGUUAGAAAAAUGACUGUCAUAAGGAACAAUUUUUAAAAAAAAACUAAUACACUGGAUUUAUCCACGCACGCCUACGCACACACACACACAUUUAUAUCUGCACACAUAAAUACAAACACGUGGGUGUCUAUACUUACUUGUACACCUUUAUAAAUUAAUAAAUAGUCUAGUCACUGAAUCAACUGUACGUCUGUCAACUCUAUCAGUAAACCAUACACACACAAAAAGAUAUAAAAAAUGAGGAAAUUAUGUAAACUUUCCCUUUUUUUUCUCAAUACAUGAGAAUUAAUGUAUUUUUAUUUAUUGCUUCACUAACGAUGUGUACUUCUGGUUAUUUGAAAAAUCUGUCCAUACGAUGAAAGUCUUCAAACUUUUGAAAGAAGAUCUGCUUGUCUUGACACUAUUCUGUCCGUCCAAGAGUGUAUGUGUGUGUGUAAAUAUAUAUGUAUCCUUCUGUGUGAGAGUACGCAACGGAACAAUUUUGAACGUUACCUAUCGGAUAAGCCUACAAAAAAUCUAAUAUUAAUAAUCAUUUUAUUUUAUUAGCUUACAUGUCCCAUCUCUUGAAUCUCUGAUGCUGGAAUCUCCCCUCACCCAGCUCGACUUCUGUCAUAGUGUGUGUCAACGCUGUUUGCAUGAAUCACUAUUUUUCCAAUAUAUUUAAUAUUAUCUGCGGACAGUAUGUGCGUUUGUGUGUGUGUGUGUGUAGGUGUGUGGUACUGGGUAAAAACUCGAAGUAGCGUUGGGUAUUUAGUAGACUCGUUGCUACUUCAUUUUCCUCAUCGUUUUAUGCGUUUGCUAAUAUUAAUGUUGUUAUUAUUAUUACUAUUAUUAACAGAGCCUAGUGGAU
This is a messenger RNA of Trichobilharzia szidati, 3256 nucleotides long. NCBI's taxonomy places the organism in Eukaryota, Metazoa, Platyhelminthes, Trematoda, Strigeidida, Schistosomatidae. The record is from the annotation of a GenBank genome assembly.